AUGAAUUUGGUGAACGAAACAGUUUCAGAGAUGAACUGGAAAUAUAACGUUUUAGAGGGAACAUUUGCCUUUAUGAACUCGCCAGUGGCACCACCGGUGGUGCUUACUCCACAGAAAUCGCUUUUUCCGUGGAUUUCCGACGGACAUUUGGCGUUGUUAUGUCCCGUGGUGGCUUAUUGGACUCUUUCCAUGAUAUUUCACGCGCUAGACACGUUUAAGCUGGCCGAACAGUACCGGAUCCAUCCUUCGAAAGAAGUUGCUUCAAGAAACAAAGCAAGUCGGCUUGAAGUUCUGCGGGAAGUGAUCUUUCAGCAUUUCUUACAAACAGUGACAGGCAUAGUGUUCGUGUAUUACGACAAAGUUCCGAUGACCGGGUUCGAGGCCAAAGCCAUGUGGGAUUGGAGACGGACAUUGCCCAGUUUUGUACCCAACGAUCUCAUUUAUUUCGGCUACAUGUACGGAUUUCCACUUUUCAAGGUGAUAAUCGGAUUUGGCAUCAUUGACUCAUGGCAAUAUUGGCUUCACAGACUAAUGCAUGUCAACAAGACUUUGUACAAGCUGUACCAUUCUAGACACCACAGGUUGUACGUUCCAUACGCGUACGGCGCGUUGUACAAUGCCCCUACUGAGGGCUUUCUGUUAGACACCUGUGGUACAGGCCUUGCGGCUCUUUUGACCGGUAUCACGCCAAGAGAACAAAUCUUGUUAUUCACUUUUGCUACGAUGAAAACGGUAGAUGACCACUGUGGCUAUGCUUUGCCCUGGGACCCCUUCCAAUGGUUGUUCCCAAACAACGCGGUGUAUCACGAUAUUCAUCACCAGCAAUUCGGAAUCAAGACCAACUUUGCGCAACCAUUCUUCACCUUUUGGGACAGUUUCUGUAAUACCAAAUAUGAGGGUCUGGCCGAAUACGAACACGCUCAAAGGAGGAUAACGAUUGACAGAUACAAGAAAUUUCUCGGUGAGAGAGAAAACGAAAAAGCAGAAAGAAUCAAGAAAGGUUUUAACGUCAAGAAAGACGAGUGA
Molecule: messenger RNA, 1026 nt
Organism: Lachancea mirantina
Lineage: Eukaryota; Fungi; Ascomycota; Saccharomycetes; Saccharomycetales; Saccharomycetaceae
Source: the annotation of a GenBank genome assembly